Messenger RNA from Astyanax mexicanus (Mexican tetra), 3391 nucleotides. RefSeq names its product B2 bradykinin receptor. The record is from RefSeq and is a predicted model, not a curated record. The transcript has 2 exons. Lineage: Eukaryota; Metazoa; Chordata; Actinopteri; Characiformes; Acestrorhamphidae. Gene Ontology annotation, cellular component: membrane. Gene Ontology annotation, molecular function: bradykinin receptor activity. Gene Ontology annotation, biological process: vasoconstriction; smooth muscle contraction; neutrophil chemotaxis. Bases 114 to 1160 code for a protein of 348 amino acids.
UGCGGUGAGCACAUUAGAGAGAGCGCAAAGGAAAGUGGCAGGACAUCCGUAGGGGAAAACAGCACAUCUGGAUUUAUUUUCAUAGAGGUCCUGGCUAGAGCAAGGAAGUCCAAAUGGAGCCAGAAAUCACAGGAACCAUACCUACAUCGAUUUUCCCCACCAAUCACACCAAUGUUAGCGAGUGCCCUGACUCUGAGGCCUGGGCCUGGCUACACACCAUGCAGCCGAUCUACAUGUAUGUGAUCUGUGUGCUUGGAAUCAUAGGAAACGUCUUCGUCCUGCUGGUCUUUUGCCUGCAUAAGAAGGCCUGCACUGUGGCUGAGAUAUACCUGGGGAACCUGGCUGCCGCUGACCUCCUCCUGAUGUGCUGUCUGCCUUUCUGGGCGAUCAACGUGGCCAACGGCUUCGACUGGCAGUUUGGCUCCGUGAUGUGCCGCCUGGUCAACACAGGCAUCAAAAUGAACAUGUACUGUAGUGUCUACUUCCUGGUGCUGGUGAGCGCGGACCGGUACAUUGCGCUGGUUCACGCCAUGUCUCAUGGUAGAAUGCGGCGACCCUGGUAUGCUAAGCUCAGCUGCGUUGCUGUGUGGAGCCUAGGGGUGCUCCUCAGUAUCCCAACGCUCAAGUUCAGGACUGUAGAGUACAUUUCAGUUUAUGACGUAACAGCAUGCAUACUGGCCUACCCCAGCCCUGAAGCAGAAGUAGCCUUUGACAUUCUGCUCAUUCUGCUGGGCUUCGUCAUUCCUGUGUCCGUCAUAUCCUACUGCACCUGGAAAAUCAUAGAUGCCCUACGUAAGCAGGUCAUAGACAGGUUCAAUGCAGUCAAUACAGAAAAGAAGGCCACAGUUCUGGUGCUGGUGGUUCUACUGGCUUUCCUGAUCUGCUGGGUUCCUUUUCAUCUGGUGACAGUUCUGGAUCUGAUGGUGCGAUUCAAAGCAUUAGGUGGAUGCACACUGCAAAGUCUCCUAGAUAUCUGUAACCAGAUUUUCACAUACUUAGCCCUAAGCAACAGUGUCCUCAAUCCCAUCCUGUAUGUUAUAGUUGGAAAGAACUUCCGAAAGAAAGUGAAGGUGCUCCUGGAGCAAAUCACCCACCAAGGAACUAAACUGGGAGGUUCAACAAGAUCACAGCUAUCAUCAACUCUAAAGACUUUCGCAUGACAACCAAAAAAUGUGCUAUUGAGGCUAACUGAGUUUUUACAAAAGUAAAAAAAAAAUGUGGGUUAUAAUAUUCAACCUCCAAUCACUCUAAAAUUGGACCAGAUUAUUAAGGGUAAUAGUAACUAGUACAGUAUGUGAGACAGUAGGAACUAUAUGUUUGUUCCUUAGUGAACACAUCUGUAGCAAGAACUGGCAAUAAGCCAGUAGAUGCUGGACACAACUCCAUGCAAAAUAGCACUGACUGUGGCAGCGAUCAACCUCAGUACUAAUGCCCUCUGAAACCCUUCUCCAACAAGUGACCUUCCACCUCACUCAGUACACUCCAACAACUGCAGCUGCAGGGUUUACCAUGAUGUUCAAUACAAAAUCAUCAAUGAUAACAGGUGUUAAUGAACAACAAACAAUCGAAAAGACAAAAAAAAAAAGUCUUCAGCAAGAUCUUCUCUCGAAAGAUCUUUGUUACGCUAGUGAAAAGGAAGUAUACUUAAGUGCAUUAAAAGUAUAUUCAAAUUAGGUAAAGAAUAUGUGCAUUAUAAGUGCAUUUUCAAUUUAAUAUACAUUAUGAAAAUACGCAUUAUACAUUUAUCUCUGUAUUUCCAUAAAAUGUGUUUUUAAGCCAUGCUUUAAAUUAUACAUUGUGUUGAUAGAAAAUAUAUAUAGCGGCAUUAAACACUGCUUAAAGUGCACAAUUUCAUGCUUUUAUGUUGUCUUUAAAUAUAGCCUAAUUACAACUCAACUAUACUUAAGCUGCCAUAAGUUGUUCCAAAAUAGUACAUUUAGUAUGUAUUUAAAUAUAUAUUUUAAUUUAAAAAGUAUGUUAUUUUCCAUGCUAAGUAUACUUUUAAAAAUAUAUACUUUAUACACUUUUCUUUUACAAGGGUAACUUGAAUCUUUAUUAACUUAUCCCCUGAAAAAUGUAGCAGGUCAACCACUCAUUUUUUAUUUUACAGACACAUAUAUGUAUUUAUUAUUACCCUUGAAAAAAAUAAUAUUUUUAUUUCCAUUCUCAAAUCUGAUUGGAGACUUUCAGCAGUUCACAGAAAAUGACUAAGCCAGCACUGAGCAAUCUAAGCAAUUUGACAAUCUAAAGGUUUUGUCUGUAAUCACAAAUUCUAAGUACUUACGUUUUGGGUCUUAAGUACUAGUGAACACAAUACUUAGCAUUAGAAAUAUUAUGAGAAACUCUAGACCCUAGAAUGUGCCUUUUAAAUAUAUUGCUCAGUUCCUCAGCUGAGUGGAUGUGUCUGUAUAAGUUGUUGGAUACUUGUAUGUGGGGUUAUACAUGCUUGUAAAUAUCAUUUCAUUUUCAUGAGGCAAUUUUGUUAUGAACUGCCUUCAGUUUAUGUAAAUGAGGAUAAGAAUCAGUCAUGCCACAUAUCACAAAAAUAUUUAAAUAUGUCAAUAAUGCCUGUUUAUCAAGGUGUUAGUCUGUUACUAGGCCUAAAUUUGGUGUUUUAUGAAUCUGGUCCAGCAUGUUCUAAAAUACGGGAAUUAAAAUGUAUAUAUUUAUAAUAUGAUCAAAGAGAUUAAGACAAUAGUUAAAAAUAGUUUAUUAAUGGAUUAUUAUUUCUCUGUAAAUAAUGUACAACUUUGUGUGUAUGUAAUAUAUGCAGCAUGAUAUUUAAUAAGUCAAUUAUAUAAUAGGGUUCAAUUUGUUCUAUGCUGAAUGUGCUGUAAUGAUGCACAGGAAAUACGCAGAUGUCCCAAAGCAUCAGUGUAUUUUUCCUGUUACUAUUCCUGGUUACCUGGGGCUACAAGGAUAAGAUUAAAGUGUAAAUACUGUCAGAUUAUUUUACAGAUACUGUCUUAUGUAAGUGGUAAAAUCAGACUGGUGUCUAAGGCCCUGUGUAAACAGGAUCUAAAAUGAAGUUUCCAGACAGCAUUAUUCACUCAGGGGCACUGAAACGAUUUUCCAGAACUUUUAGGAAAGUACUGGGUGGGUCAUGCUGCACAAUCUGUCGCCGUCUUUCCAGUGGUGACACAAAGCCGGGUUCUUUUUACUGUGGCUUUAGAAAAACAGUCUCCUAAAUCAUGUGUUUUCCCUAAGCCUGCUGUCUGGCGAGACAUGCUGUCAAAGCAGAUGGUGGUAAGUUGCACACCCCCAUGUGACCGCAAGUUCCGCACUUGGCAAUAAACAGGACUUUACCGUUGUCUGUGGGUGGGUACUCAGAACCUGAAAACAACUUGUAAUGUAUUUCUUUUUCUCUUAGUAAAAGUCUUUUUCUCAUAAA